Messenger RNA from Mus pahari (shrew mouse), 2771 nucleotides. It is a transcript of the gene Prkcd, whose product is annotated as protein kinase C delta. Gene Ontology annotation, biological process: protein phosphorylation. Gene Ontology annotation, molecular function: ATP binding; diacylglycerol-dependent serine/threonine kinase activity. NCBI's taxonomy places the organism in Eukaryota, Metazoa, Chordata, Mammalia, Rodentia, Muridae. The transcript has 18 exons. The coding region runs from base 234 to 2258 and encodes 674 amino acids. The record is from RefSeq and is a predicted model, not a curated record.
CCGUGUGCCGCGGCGCCAGAGCAGGAGGCGGCGGCCGCGGGGAUCCCGCGAGCGGCCCCUGGACAUCUACCCUUCGAGCCGGGACCCGGGAGGUCCCCACUGGCCUCCGGGCCCGUCCUGAUCAGACUUGUGCCGACCUCCCCGUCCACGCGCAUCCGGGAGAGCCGCGCCAGGAGACGGACCCCGGCUCGCCGGGACCCCUGGCGCCUGGCCCUGCGUCGGGAGGCUCCAUCAUGGCACCCUUCCUGCGCAUCUCCUUCAAUUCCUACGAGCUGGGCUCCCUGCAGGCUGAGGACGAAGCAAACCAGCCUUUCUGUGCCGUGAAGAUGAAGGAGGCGCUCAGCACAGAGCGAGGGAAGACAUUGGUACAGAAGAAGCCCACCAUGUAUCCUGAGUGGAAGUCAACGUUCGACGCCCACAUCUACGAAGGCCGCGUCAUCCAGAUUGUGCUGAUGCGGGCAGCUGAAGAUCCCGUGUCUGAGGUGACGGUGGGCGUGUCAGUACUGGCUGAGCGCUGCAAGAAGAACAACGGCAAGGCUGAAUUCUGGCUGGAUCUGCAGCCUCAGGCCAAGGUGCUGAUGUGUGUGCAGUAUUUCCUGGAGGAUGGGGAUUGCAAACAGUCUAUGCGUAGUGAGGAGGAGGCCAAGUUCCCAACCAUGAACCGCCGUGGAGCCAUUAAACAGGCCAAGAUCCACUACAUCAAGAACCACGAGUUCAUUGCCACCUUCUUCGGGCAGCCCACCUUCUGUUCUGUGUGCAAAGAGUUUGUCUGGGGCCUCAACAAGCAAGGCUACAAAUGCAGGCAAUGCAACGCUGCCAUCCACAAGAAAUGCAUUGACAAGAUUAUCGGCCGCUGCACUGGCACUGCCACCAAUAGCCGGGACACCAUCUUCCAGAAAGAACGCUUCAACAUUGACAUGCCUCACCGAUUCAAGGUUUAUAACUACAUGAGCCCCACGUUCUGUGACCACUGUGGCAGUUUGCUCUGGGGACUGGUGAAGCAGGGAUUAAAGUGUGAAGAUUGUGGCAUGAAUGUGCACCACAAAUGCCGGGAGAAGGUGGCCAACCUGUGUGGUAUCAACCAAAAGCUCUUGGCUGAGGCCUUGAACCAAGUGACCCAGAGAUCUUCCCGGAAGCUGGACACAGCAGAGUCUUUCGGAAUAUACCAGGGAUUCGAGAAGAAGACAGACGUCUCUGGGAAUGACACCCCAGACAACAAUGGGACCUAUGGCAAGAUCUGGGAGGGGAGCACCCGGUGCACCCUUGAGAACUUCACCUUCCAAAAAGUACUCGGCAAAGGCAGCUUUGGCAAGGUACUGCUUGCAGAGCUGAAGGGCAAAGAAAAGUACUUUGCAGUCAAGUGUCUGAAGAAGGACGUGGUGUUGAUCGACGAUGAUGUAGAGUGUACCAUGGUGGAGAAGCGGGUGCUGGCGCUCGCCUGGGAGAAUCCCUUCCUCACCCACCUCAUCUGUACCUUCCAGACCAAGGAGCACCUGUUCUUCGUGAUGGAGUUUCUCAAUGGGGGUGAUCUGAUGUUCCACAUUCAGGACAAAGGCCGCUUCGAACUCUACCGGGCUAUGUUCUAUGCGGCUGAGAUCAUCUGCGGACUGCAGUUUCUACACAGCAAAGGCAUUAUUUACAGGGACCUCAAGCUGGACAAUGUGAUGCUAGACAGGGACGGCCACAUCAAGAUCGCUGAUUUUGGGAUGUGCAAAGAGAAUAUAUUUGGGGAGGGCAGGGCCAGCACAUUCUGCGGCACUCCUGACUACAUUGCCCCUGAGAUCCUGCAGGGCCUGAAGUACUCCUUCUCUGUGGACUGGUGGUCUUUUGGGGUCCUCCUCUAUGAGAUGCUCAUCGGCCAGUCCCCCUUCCAUGGUGAUGAUGAAGAUGAACUCUUUGAGUCCAUCCGGGUGGACACGCCACACUAUCCCCGUUGGAUCACCAAGGAGUCCAAGGACAUCAUGGAGAAGCUAUUCGAGAGGGACCCUGACAAGAGGCUGGGAGUAACAGGAAACAUCAGGACUCACCCCUUUUUCAAGACUAUCAACUGGUCCCUCCUGGAGAAGCGGAAGGUGGAGCCGCCCUUUAAGCCCAAAGUGAAAUCCCCUUCAGACUACAGCAACUUUGACCCAGAGUUCCUGAAUGAGAAACCUCAGCUUUCCUUCAGUGACAAGAACCUCAUCGACUCUAUGGACCAGGAAGCCUUCCAUGGCUUCUCCUUUGUGAAUCCCAAGUUUGAGCAAUUCCUGGACAUUUGAACUCCCAGACCUGCUUUAAACGCCCCGGCAGAGUAGGCCCAUCUGCCCUGGUUUGCAUCCGCAUUGCCCGUGGAGAAUAGUGGGUGACUGGCUGAUUUCUGCUGCUGCCCCCUCUUCCUCAGAGUCUGGCUCCUGCUGGCUGGGCUCACAGUACUUCCUCUGUGAACUGUUUGUGAAUUUGCCUUCCCUUUGCCAUCAGAGGGAAACUGUAAAUCCUGUGUUUCAUUACUUGAAUGUAGUUAUUGAAAUAUAUAUUAUAUAUAUGCACAUAUAUAUAAUAGGCUGUAUAUAUUGCUCAGUAUAGAAAGCAUGCAGGAGACUGGUAAUGUGUUGACCUUUUUAAAAAAAAAACAUAUGUAUAUGUGUGUGUAUAUAUACAUACACACAUAUACAUAUAUAUGUGUAUGUAUGUACGUAUGUAUAUAUAUAUAUGACCAAAAGAAAAGAAGAGCACAAGCUGUCCGAACCACAGGUUCUUUUAUGUGUGUCUAAAUAAACACUGAAUGGUACCAA